Messenger RNA from Vicugna pacos (alpaca), 1593 nucleotides. RefSeq names its product KN motif and ankyrin repeat domains 3 (gene KANK3). The record is from RefSeq and is a predicted model, not a curated record. NCBI's taxonomy places the organism in Eukaryota, Metazoa, Chordata, Mammalia, Artiodactyla, Camelidae. Gene Ontology annotation, biological process: negative regulation of actin filament polymerization. Gene Ontology annotation, molecular function: protein binding. Gene Ontology annotation, cellular component: cytoplasm; cytoskeleton.
UUGCGGGGUCGGCUGCGCGAGCUGGAGGAGGCCCACGAGGCUGCCGAGGAAGCAGAAGCAGCGGCAGCGGCAGAGGCCCGGCCCCAGCCGUGCGAGGCUGCCACCCAGACCCCCUGGGGUUGUGCCGAGAAGGCCACUCAGACAGAGACCCCCGCGGAGGCCCCUGCUCUGACGCAGGAGAACCUGCCUGGACCCACAGAUGGGGACAUGGCGGUGGCGCCCACGGGCACCCUCAAAUCCAUUAUGAAGAGGAGAGACGGUACACCUGGCGCCCAACCCAGCCCCGGACCCAAGAGCCUGCAGUUUGUUGGGGUCCUCAACGGAGAGUAUGAGAGCUCAUCCAGCGAGGGUGACAGCAACAGCGACAGUGAGGACGGCGCUGCUGAGCCUCCGAGGAGCAGCUCCUCGGGCUCAGGUGACGACAGUGGCGGCGGAUCGGACUCAGGCACCCCCGGCUCUCCCAGCGGCGGGGAGGCCCAGGACCCCGAGCCCGAGGCAGAGCCAGAGCCUCAGCCAGGAGCGCAAGGGAGGUGCGAGCUGAGCCCGCGUUUGCGGGAGGCGUGCGCAGCGCUGCACCGACAGCUGAGCCGACCCCGUGGAGUCGCCCGCGACAGCGGCGCAGCGCGCCUGGUGGCCCAGGAGUGGUUUCGAGUGUCGAGCCAACGGCGCUCUCAAGCGGAGCCCGUGGCCGGCGUGCUGGGAGCGGUGGGGCGCCUGGGACGCGAGCUGCUGGAGCACGUGGUGAACCUGGCGGAUGGCAACGGGAACACAGCCUUGCACUACAGCGUGUCCCAUGGGAACCUGGCCAUCGCGAGCUUGCUGCUGGAUACGGGGGUCUGCAACGUUGACCAUCAGAACCGAGCCGGCUACUCGGCCCUCAUGUUGGCUGCACUCACCUCUGUGGGGCAAGAUGAGGACAUGGUUGUGGUCCAGAGACUCUUCUGCAUGGGCAAUGUUAACGCCAAGGCCAGCCAGACAGGACAGACAGCCCUCAUGCUGGCCAUCAGCCAUGGCCGCCAGGACAUGGUAGCAGCCCUCCUGGCGUGUGGGGCAGAUGUGAAUGCACAGGAUGCAGAUGGAGCCACAGCGCUGAUGUGCGCCAGUGAGUACGGGCGCCUGGACACUGUCCGGCUGCUGCUGGCCCAGCCAGGCUGUGACCCUGCCCUCCUGGACAAUGAAGGCACCAGCGCCCUAGCCAUUGCCCUGGAGGCUGAGCAGGACGAGGUGGCCGCUCUGCUGCACGCCCACCUGAGCUCUGGCCAGCCUGGUCCCCUGUUGUCCCCUGACUCUCCCAUGGCUGUGCCCGGUGAAGGAGAAUGCAGCGACAGUGAAAAGGACCCCCAGCCUCAAUGACUGGCCUGACACGCUGAACCCAGAAUGGGGGAGAGACCUCUCCCUCCCCCACCUCAGCCUCUGGGCAUAGCAGGGGUUGCAUCCAGAUGCUAGCCCUGUACCAAAAGGAAGGCUGGGAUGGCUCAGUGGCCGGAGGGGCUCACCUGGAACUCUGCAGGGUGAGGUGGGGGCUGAGAAGAGAUAAAACCCUAGUCCACCCACUUCUGCAGCCUUCUACCCUAAUAAAACAUUCCUAACUCA